GACUAGCGGGGCGGGAGGGCAGGUCCGCGGUUGUGUGGUUGCUCGGAGAGGGUCAUGCCUCUGUCCGUGCACCACCAUGUGGCCUUAGACGUGGUCGUAGGCCUGGUGAGUAUCUUGUCUUUCCUGAUGGAUCUGGUCGCCGACCUGUGGGCCGUUGUCCAGUACGUGCUCCUUGGCCGUUACCUGUGGGCCGCGCUGGUACUGGUCCUGCUGGGUCAAGCUUCGGUGCUGCUGCAGCUCUUCAGCUGGCUCUGGCUGACAGCUGACCCCGCCGAGCUGCACCAGUCGCAGCUCUCGCGUCCUUUCCUGGCUCUGCUGCACCUGCUGCAGCUCGGCUACCUGUAUAGGUGUCUGCACGGAAUGCAUCAGGGGCUGUCCAUGUGCUACCAGGAGGCGCCAUCCGAGUGUGACCUGGCCUAUGCAGACUUUCUCUCCCUGGACAUCAGCAUGCUGAAGCUUUUCGAGAGUUUCCUGGAGGCAACGCCACAGCUCACGCUGGUGCUGGCAAUUGUGUUGCAGAGUGGCCAGGCUGAAUACUACCAGUGGUUUGGCAUCAGCUCUUCCUUUCUUGGCAUCUCCUGGGCACUGCUGGACUACCAUCGGUCUUUGCGUACCUGUCUUCCCUCCAAGCCAAGCCUGGGCCGGAGUUCCUCUGCUGUCUACUUCCUGUGGAAUCUGCUGCUGCUGGGGCCCAGAAUCUGUGCCAUCGCCUUGUUCUCAGCUGUCUUCCCCUACUACGUGGCCCUGCAUUUCCUCAGCCUGUGGCUGGUCCUAUUGUUCUGGAUCUGGCUUCAGGGCACAAAGUUUAUGCCUGGCUCCAAAGGUGAGUGGCUAUACCGAGUGACAAUGGCUCUCAUCCUUUAUUUUUCCUGGUUCAACGUGUCUGGGGGCCGCACUCGAGGCCGGGCCAUCAUCCACCUGAUCUUCAUCGUCAGUGACAGUGUUCUGCUAGUCACCACCUCCUGGGUGACACUCGGCACCUGGCUGCCCAGUGGGAUCUCAUUGCUGAUAUUCGUGACUAUAGGAGGAGUCUGCUUCUUCCUGGGACUGGCUUUGCGUGUGAUCUACUACCUCUGGCUGCACCCGAGCUGCAGCUGGGAACCUGACGUCGUGGAUGGGACCCUAGGACUCCUUCCUCCCCAACGUCCUCCUAAGCUGAUUUACAACAGGCGUGCCACUCUGUUAGCAGAGAACUUCUUUGCCAAGGCUAAAGCUCAUGCUGUCCUGACACAGGAGAAUGGAGUCCUCUGAGGCAGGGUCUGAUUCAGCCAGUGAGGAAAAUAAGGCGAGUGGGGCCUUGCAAGGGACAAGGGGGGCCAAUCAUGUGCAAGCCAUUUUUUCUUCUCAGUUGUUUGUCAUUCUCACCUCUCAGGUGAUUGGUGGUGUCCCGGUUCCUGGUUCCCUAGUCCGCUCUAGAUGACACAGAUUCUGGGAGAACUCUUCCCUACCCUAUCCCAUCCAUUCACUUCAACCAACAAAUGCUGAAGGCACUUUAAGUUCUGGGAACAUCAUCCUGGCUUCUGAACUGGCUGCCACCCUAGCUUCUUUCCCUGGCCCCCUGGACAGAUCCUGGAUAGACUCCUAAACAGUGAGAUGUCCCUCCAGUGUCCUGAUGCUCAGGCCACCUUUACACCAAGUGCCUUAUGGACCUGUGGCUAGGCCAUGUGAUGCUCAUUAUUUUCAUUCUCCUACCUCAAUCUAUGUGGAAGAACAUGUGUGCAUGUGUUUAACAGUAUUAAAGCCUCAUGAGGUUCUCCAGACCAGAAUGUACCACUAAGUGUAGUCUAUCACCCUUUACAGAUAUGUAGCAGGGGCCUGGAACCCCUUAAAACGGACACAGACUCCUGGCAUACCAAU
Messenger RNA from Mus pahari (shrew mouse), 1857 nucleotides. RefSeq names its product XK related 8 (gene Xkr8). Lineage: Eukaryota; Metazoa; Chordata; Mammalia; Rodentia; Muridae. The record is from RefSeq and is a predicted model, not a curated record. The coding region runs from base 55 to 1251 and encodes 398 amino acids. The transcript has 3 exons. Gene Ontology annotation, cellular component: plasma membrane. Gene Ontology annotation, biological process: apoptotic process involved in development; phosphatidylserine exposure on apoptotic cell surface; engulfment of apoptotic cell.